AUGUCUUCAGGUCCGUACAAUUAUUCUUAUAUAUUUAAAUAUAUUCUUAUUGGAGAUAUGGGAGUGGGAAAAUCAUGUUUACUUCACCAGUUUACGGAAAAAAAAUUCAUGUCUGAUUGUCAUCACACUCUGGGAGUAGAGUUUGGUACAAGAGUUAUUGAAGUGUCAGGGCAAAAAAUUAAACUUCAAAUCUGGGACACAGCUGGGCAAGAAAGAUUUAGAGCAGUUACUAGGUCUUACUACAGGGGAGCUGCUGGUGCACUCAUGGUGUAUGAUAUUACUAGAAGAUCCACAUAUAAUCAUUUAAGUAAUUGGCUCACUGAUACGAGAAACUUGACCAAUCCCAGCACUGUUAUAUUUCUAAUAGGUAAUAAAUGUGACUUAAAUCAACAGAGAGAUGUGACUUAUGAAGAAGCCAAACAAUUUGCUGAAGAAAAUGGUCUGAUGUUUGUCGAGGCAAGUGCUAAAACAGGUGAAAAUGUUGAAGAAGCAUUUUUAGAAACAGCGAAUAAGAUUUAUCAAAGUAUCAUUGAUGGUCGAUUAGAUCCUAAUGCAGCUGAAUCAGGAGUACAACAUAAAGCAACACAACCAGGAAGAUCAACUGCAGUUAAUGAUCAAAGUCCUUCAAAAGAAAAUUGUUCUUGUUAG
Pediculus humanus corporis (human body louse) is the source of this 648-nucleotide messenger RNA. RefSeq lists its product as uncharacterized. The transcript has 4 exons. Gene Ontology annotation, cellular component: Golgi apparatus; phagocytic vesicle; recycling endosome. Gene Ontology annotation, molecular function: GTPase activity; GTP binding. Gene Ontology annotation, biological process: defense response to bacterium; phagosome maturation; Golgi to endosome transport. Lineage: Eukaryota; Metazoa; Arthropoda; Insecta; Psocodea; Pediculidae. Bases 1 to 648 code for a protein of 215 amino acids. The record is from RefSeq and is a predicted model, not a curated record.